CGAACGGAAUCAUUUUAAUAGCCAUUUUUGUGAUGGCGGAUGAUAUUUAUAGAUCGUAAGGGUGUUGUUGAUUUUUAAUAAUAAAUGUUUUAAAAUGGAGGAGACAAAAGUUAUUUAUUACAUAGACGAUGAGGAGACGCCGUACUUAGUGAAAAUACCAAUAUCACCAGAGAAAGUGACACUCUUGGACUUUAAGAACCAAUUGAAUAGACCGAACUACAAGUUUUUUUUCAAAUCUAUGGACGAUGAUUUCGGUGUCGUUAAAGAGGAAAUCGUCGAUGAUAACGCACAUCUACCGUGUUUUAAUGGUCGCGUUGUGUCUUGGUUAGUGUCGGCGGAGGGUUCCAACCCAUCGGACGGAGCUUCGCAAUGUACUGAUAGCAAUGCUGGUAAAGCUAAGCAAAACAUACAUGGAGCACCAACAGUUCCCAUUACGAGGGACACGUGUACUGACACCGAUAGCACUAUCAGCUCUAGACCCGGUCACCGGUCGUCAUGUGACAAAUACAAGUAUAGAGGCCUCAGAAUUAAUGGCCAUUCCAAAUACGGGAACCACGGGCUGGAAUACGAAACAGCUUCAGUACUUAGCUCCGAUCUGGACUCCACGAGUCUAUUUGACAGCCAGUCGGAAAUAACAACUACAACUGGCAGGCAUACCAACGCGUCCGUGGACCGCGCGCUCACAGAAUGCAGCAGUGUGUCUCAUUUACAAGUGAGUUCUCGCAAACGGCCACAACGACGGCGCAAGCGACCCCAGGUCAUGUCCAGAACAUCUUCCUACUCCUCGAUAACAGAUUCCACUAUGUCCAUGCACAUAAUAACAGUGACCCUGAACAUGGACACAGUCAACUUCCUCGGCAUAUCCAUAGUGGGGCAGUCGAAUAAGGGUGGUGAUGGUGGCAUCUAUGUGGGGAGCAUAAUGAAAGGUGGAGCUGUGGCUUUGGACGGCAGGAUUGAGCCAGGAGAUAUGAUACUACAGGUGAACGAUGUGAACUUUGAAGACAUGACCAACGAUGAAGCUGUGAGAGUUCUCCGGGAAGUGGUCCAGAAGCCUGGGCCCAUCAAGCUGGUGGUAGCCAAGUGCUGGGACCCAAACCCCAAGGGCUACUUCACAAUACCUCGGACAGAACCCGUCCGACCAAUAGAUCCAGGUGCGUGGGUCGCUCACACCCAGGCCUUGCGCGAGGCGUAUCCACCUCCUCCGCUGUCAUCGGUCCCGGCGUCCCUGCCGGAGCGGGCUUCGGACGCGGGGUCGCUAGCGGAGCCCCAGUUGUCCGUCGGGAUGGAUAUGGCGCUCGUGGUCCGAGCCAUGCUGAGGCCAGAAUCUGGUCUGGAGAUCAGGGAUCGUAUGUGGCUCAAGAUAACCAUCCCCAACGCGUUCAUCGGGGCCGACGUGGUCGACUGGAUCCUGCAGCACGUGGCCGGCAUAGUGGACAGGAGGGACGCCAGGAAGUACGCCUCGCACAUGCUCAAGGCUGGCUUCAUCCGUCACACUGUGAAUAAGAUCACGUUCUCCGAGCAGUGUUACUACGUGGCUGGAGAGCUCUGUGCUGAUAUGGCCGCCCUCAGGAUACGCAGCGCCGACCAGGACAGCCUGGCCUCCGAUACACUAGCGCCUCUACCGAAUCCCAACAUAAUGGGUCCGGGCUACAUGCCUUACGCUGGCUCCUACGGCUACCAGCCCAUACCCUUCAAGUACAGCUCGUGCCUCACCAGCGAGCACACGGUGUACGGAUACAAUCGCGAGGAGAGCGUGUUAUCUGGGAGCGGCGGCUCCAGCGCGGGCUCCGACCACCUCACUACCAAGGAACCCCCGGGUCCUAACCGCGAGAACGAGGUGAAGUCUACCUCCAGCGGUUCAGGUGCCAGUGCUGCGGCGGAGGGCGGGGGCGGAGGCACCAGGAGGUCACACUCACACUCCAGCGGCUCGGAGAGAGCCAACGACAGGCCCGUGCUCUUCCUGUAGUAUGACAACACCGAUGUCUGCCAAAACUUAGGAUUAUACGAACUUAUUUAAUAACUAUACAGUAUGAGGUAUCUAUACGAAGAAGUCACUGCCACCGAGCUCAGAGGCUGGCUCACAUUCACGUCACUAUGGAGAUACAGCAGUCGAGUGCACUGGAAACAGUAUUAGCCCUUGUUUAAUACGGUUUUUGUUUUACCGGUUCUUGUUUCGGUUUGUGAUUAAAUGUUGUGCCAUUUUAUUUAUUACCGUUUUUCAGCAUGGCCGGCUGGCGUGAGACCGGUUUAUAUAGAUGUAGCGUAUUAGAGAUAUCGUUUGGUAACCGUUAGCUACUAGAAAAUAUAAAAUCCUAGGUUCAUAGCCUUUCAUACUAGCCGGCUGUAUGAAAAACAUCUAAAGCCGUCAAACGAGAUUAAACCUCAAAAAAAAAAAAGAUGAAAGUUUCGGAAAUAAAUCUAUGAAAUACGGAUUUUGAGUUGAAUCUAUAACUCGCGUCAUCCUCCGCAGCCUGUACUUUGACGUAGAAUUUGGCGCCAAAACAUGUCGGCGUUAUUUUUAUUUCAUUCUAUAAUAAAUGUAACUCCAAUUAUUAGUUCGUAACAACGACGCCAUAUUUAGUGUAUAUUAUAAUGUAUGUUUAAUAUAUGUGAAUAUUAUUUAAAAUAUAAUAAGCAAGUAAGCUAGGUAGGUGCUGUAGGUGUAGCGGGAAAGGUUUCGGGAGCGGUCUGACGACGACACACGUGUAAGGUGUAUCAAAUCAAGUUAUUUAUUUAAUAGAGAGUUCGCAGAAAUGUUAUGAAGUGCUAAUGAGGCAUGGGCGAGCGUUUCCUAUGGAUUUAUUAAGAAUAUCGUCCUUGAAUUAAAAAUCACUAAAACCUACUUCGUGAUCUCGAUGUGACGUAAGUGACGUUUACCAAAAAAGUUAAAAUCACUGUCGAAAUUACCGAUUAUAUUAACUAACGUUGUAGAUUUGAUCGUAGAUGUGUGUCGUCUCAAAGCGUUUCCUACACUCGAGUCGGAUACGGACGCUAUAUAUAUAUAUAUUUUAAGAAAAACUGAUCACGUAAUAAUUAAUUUGGAGGUCAAUGACACUGUCGUCACCGAAUUUAAUAAAAUUGGGACUAAAAGGUUAAAUAUGUUAGAAUAUUUAGUGUGGGACUCCGCGAGGAGCUCACUUUAAACACGUCUGUAUACGUAGACCGUGGGAUUGCUGAUUCAGUGAGGGUAACACUAGCUUAGAUGUAAGGUAAGUAGGUAUUUGACGAUGAGACGUCACGAUCAACCCGCUGGCGAGUCUUAGUGUGUUUAGAUCCUAAACAAAAUAUAUUUGGCGUAUUUCCUUUAUUAAUAUUAGUUGUAAACAUAUCAUGCUUAUGACGGUCCCCGGAUUGUCGUAGUUUGUUUUAUUUAGAUGAAUAUAUCCAAGACAUUUUCGCGCCUUUUUUUUUAUUAUUUUGACGUUUGCGUUGACGGUCAGUUUUGACAUUCGGUCGCGACCAUGGAGGUCAGAGAAUUGAGGUUUUAUUUAUGAAGAUGGAAUGAUUUUUGAAAAAUAAAAUUUUGAGUUCGUAUGUGAUCAAUGAUUUUUAACUGGAUGCAUGUGGCUGUAGCACGUUCUGUUCGCUAUAAGGGUGUAUUUGAAACGCAUCAGUCCCUCGCGGCCGCGAUGUUGAAGGGAUGUGACGUCACUACGUAUGUAUGUUUAUACAACAUCUAUGUUAUUAAUUUUCCAAAAAAAUGAAUCUAGUCCCCUCGAACCGCUGCCUCCUCUUCGCCCCUCCGCCGUGACAAGGAAUGAGGAUUUAUAUUUUUUUAUAUUUUGUAUAAUUAAGAAUAUAUUUUAUAGAUCGGUUUAUUGAACUGUAAAUACCGUGAUUUUAUUUUAUAAUACUCAUCUUACAUUUCUAAAGCAUUUAAAUUAUUUUGUAAGACGCCGUUUCUUCGGUAUCGGAGACGCCAUCGGUGUGAUAGCGCCAGCCUAGUACGUUUUAAGAAUUAUUUUAUAUUCUAUUCUGUAUAUUAAUUGUUAUUAUUUUUAUUAUUUCGACGGGCGAUGAUUAAAAUGUGUAAUUUUAAUAAACAAAUAGACAUUUGUA
Danaus plexippus (monarch butterfly) is the source of this 4059-nucleotide messenger RNA. It is a transcript of the gene dsh, whose product is annotated as segment polarity protein dishevelled homolog DVL-3. The transcript is spliced from 9 exons. Gene Ontology annotation, biological process: canonical Wnt signaling pathway; intracellular signal transduction. Gene Ontology annotation, cellular component: cytosol. Bases 95 to 1966 code for a protein of 623 amino acids. Gene Ontology annotation, molecular function: frizzled binding. Lineage: Eukaryota; Metazoa; Arthropoda; Insecta; Lepidoptera; Nymphalidae. The record is from RefSeq and is a predicted model, not a curated record.